Exophiala aquamarina CBS 119918 is the source of this 3948-nucleotide messenger RNA. RefSeq lists its product as uncharacterized. Gene Ontology annotation, cellular component: membrane. Bases 1 to 3948 code for a protein of 1315 amino acids. Gene Ontology annotation, biological process: transmembrane transport. The transcript is spliced from 2 exons. The record is from RefSeq and is a predicted model, not a curated record. Gene Ontology annotation, molecular function: ATP hydrolysis activity; ABC-type transporter activity; ATP binding. NCBI's taxonomy places the organism in Eukaryota, Fungi, Ascomycota, Eurotiomycetes, Chaetothyriales, Herpotrichiellaceae.
AUGCCCGACUCAGAAACUGCAGCAGAACAUAACAUGACGCCUCGAAACAAGCUCGAAGAUUCGCGGGAUAUCAGAAUCCAGCGAGUGCAAACACAACAGUCUUCUUACGAAAAACAGUCCUCGGACAAGUCCCACUCUCACGAACAUGAUUCUAGUCGGGUGACUCACUUGUCUUUAUAUCGAUAUGCGGACAUCUGGGACAAACUGUGCUUAAUCUGCGCUGCUAUUACAGCAAUUAUAGCCGGCGCUGCGCUACCAUUGAUGAGCAUUGUAGUCGGAAAUCUCUCAGGGAACCUUGCGGACUACCUGAAUCAACCUGAAGCUGCCGACAUAUCAGGAGUGCUGAGACAUCAUGUCUUGUAUCUUAUAUAUCUCACUAUUGGCGAAUUUACGCUCAUAUUUAUUUCCACUGCACUUUUUGUGCACACGGGUGAGCGCCUCUCAUUCAGAAUCAGAAGGGCAUAUCUACGUGCCAUCUUGAGAAAGGGUAUCGAAUUUUAUGACCUGCAUGGAACCGGGGCAAUAAAUACCUGUUUGACAACCGAUAUCAAUUUAAUCCAAGUUGCUAUCUCCGAAAAAACAGCAAUUUCCACGAACGCGCUUUCUACAUUCAUUGCGGCAUUUGCGAUUGGAUUCAUUCGAUUCUGGAAGCUGACCGCCAUUUGUAUGUCUUCAGUAUUAGUUAUCAUUGUCAUUAUGUCAAUCUCGGCUCGCUACAUCACUCGGUGGAAUAAAUUGUCUCUGGACAAACACGCUGCCGGCGCCAACAUAUCAGAGGAAGCAUUUGACUCUAUCCGAACGGUCAAAGCCCUGAAUGCUCAAGAUACUUUCACAUCUGCCUAUGGCGGCCGUCUUCAAGACGCAGCUCGAUGGGAAAUCCGACACCAGACCAUGCUGGGUUGUAUGGUAGGCUCAAUAACCUGUGUUAUGUUUCUUAACUACGCCUUAACAUUCUGGACUGGCGGCCAUUUUAUUGUCAGCGGAGAUACAGACAAGUCGGCUGUCGUGUCCAUAAUCAUGGCCAUAAUGUCAGGUAUCUUUGCUGUAGGAAAUAUCGCAUCCAAUGUCCAACAUCUUUCUGCUGGUGUCGUCGCUGGUUCACAUGUCUUUGGGAUUAUCGACAGUUCGACACCACUCAACACAAAGCCAAGCACAGAUUGCCAGGUUAUAAAGGGCGAUCUAGUGUUCCAGAAUAUAACGCACUGCUAUCCGAUGCGACCAACUGUUCGGGCCCUUGAUGAUGUCUGUCUUUCCAUUCCAGCCGGCAAAACGACAGCAAUAGUUGGGUGUUCAGGUUCCGGUAAGAGCUCGAUUCUGAGCCUUAUUGAGCGAUUUUAUGAUCCUCAGAGCGGAGUCAUCCUGCUCGAUGGGAGCGACAUCGGCACUUUCGACGUCCAUUUGCUUCGUAGACAGAUUGGCUUGGUAGAACAACAACCCGUCUUGUUUGACAAAAGUAUAAAAGAAAACAUUGCUGACGGAUUAGUCGACCAUUUUCUAACGGAAAAACUGAAAGAGGAACGUAUCAUUGAAGCCGCGAAGGAAGCAAAUGCGCAUGAAUUCAUCUCUCACCUGCCAAAUGGUUACGACACUGUGAUUGGGGUAAGAGGAGGCUUUCUCUCCGGUGGGCAGAAACAGCGUAUUGCCAUCGCAAGGGCUAUUGUGCGAAACCCCAAGAUCCUAUUACUUGAUGAGGCCACCUCUGCGUUGGACACUUUAUCAGAAAACUCCGUUCGGGCAGCACUUGAACGAGUAGCGAUGAAUCGUACUACUGUGAUCGUUGCACAUCGUCUAUCAACAGUGAGGAAUGCGGAUAAGAUAAUUGUGUUAGACAGGGGCACUGUCGUCGAAGAAGGUACCCACGAGUCCUUGCUCGAAGCACAGGGAGUAUAUGCGACGCUAAUGGCCAGGCAAAAGCAACACCAUCUCCGUGACUGGACAAUAUCCGAAAACACUCGAGAUAACAGAAUCUCCUUCGACAGGUCAUCAAAUUCCACAGUCGAUAUCCGCCAUAAAACAGAGACAGAGUUGGGGAAUCUAUCCCGUGAGCCUUCAUUGGAAGGUUUGCGAACUGAACUUUCAAUUCCUCAUGCAACGAUAUGGGGAAAUCGACUGUCUACUGGCAAAUCGACUCGAUGGACCCUUACUAGGUUUCUUGCGACCUUCAUCCAAGAAGACAAAGGACAUAUGAUGAUUGGAUUUCUUUCAGGCAUAAUUUCGGGCGCAGCUCAGCCCGUGCAAGGAUUCUUCUUUGCUCAGGCCGUUGUAGCAAUAUUGCAGCCCUUUUCCAAGCAACGAGAAUUCGAGCACAGAAUCAAUUUUUGGGCACGCUUGAACGCUUUAGUCGCCCUCGUACAGUUGGUGGCCAUUCCCUUGCAAAGUUACUUAUCGGCAAUUUGCACAGGACGACUUGUUUCUCGGAUUCGUAUAUCUGCGUUCAAACGUCUUAUGCUGCAAGAAAUAGCGUUCUUUGAUGAAACAGAAAAUGCUGCAGGAACACUUUCAUCAUUUUUAUCCAAUAAUGUUUCUGACAUCACAACUUUUUCUGGUCACACAAUCAACACUCUAAUAUCUUGUCUUUCGACAAUUGCUGUGGCAAUAUCUAUUUCUAUUGCUGCUGGGUGGAAGCUAGCUCUUGUUUGUGUUGGUGUAGUGCCGGUAAUAUUGGCAACCGCCUAUAUGCGAGUCAAGUCUAUUGCAAACUUUCAGAAAUCUGGCCGGACAUUAUACCAAGAUUGCGCCGGUUUUGCUAGUGAGCAUCUAAAUGCUAUCAGGACGGUGGCAGCAUUCACGAUGGAGACCCGGACACUGGAAGUCUACUGCCGUCGACUUCGUAUCCACAUCCAUAAUACAAUGAGGCCAACUGUUGUGAACAGCACAUAUUACGCGGCGUCGCAAUCGAUUAUCUUCCUGGCCAUUGCAUUAGGAUUUGGUUACGGAGGCACAUUACUAAUCAACGGCGACUAUACACUUCUCCAAGUCUAUGUCGUACUUACGGAACUCAUCUUCAGCACUCGUUCUGCGGGGACUGCGUUCGCUUUCGUGGGAGAUAUCGCCAAGGGGAAAGCUGCUGCUGAACAGAUCCGGGACCUUUUCGAAAAGACGGCGGUAACUGACGAACACGGUGAAAUUGGUCAAGAAAUUGGGAGGUUGGCCGGACAGAUUGAGUUCCGGGACGUCCACUUUACAUAUCCUGGGAGGCCUGACACUUCCGUUUUGAAAGGCUUAAGCAUGACCAUUCAAGCAGGUCAGAACAUAGCAGUGGUGGGAUCUUCCGGGAGCGGCAAAUCCACCAUAUUUGCACUGCUUGAACGUUUCUACAAACCUUUGUUAGGAGGCAUCUUUGUGGAUGGACGAGACAUAGCCUCAUUCAAGCUAAACGAUCUCAGAAACCAUAUUGCAGUGGUAAGCCAAGAACCACUCAUGUACGAGGGGACAAUAAGGGACAAUCUCUUGCUUGGCUUCGACCUAGGAGACAACCUAAGUGCGGAUUUGGAGGAUCAAAUGAUACAAGCAUGCAAGGGCGCAAAUAUUUAUGAUUUCAUCUGUUCACUACCCGAUGGCUUUUUCACCCAGGUUGGUUCAAAAUCCAAAUUGUUAUCAGGAGGUCAGAAACAACGACUAACAAUCGCUCGUGCCUUGCUCCGCAAUCCCAAAAUCCUGCUUCUCGACGAAGCAACAUCGGCACUAGAUUCCCAGUCGCAAGAUCUGGUGAGACAGGCGCUCAAGAAGACCUCAAGAGGUCGGACGACUAUAAGCAUUGCACAGCGAUUGAGCACUGUCAAGGACGCUGACUGUAUCUUUGUGAUUGAGGCGGGUGUUGUUGUUGAGAGAGGAUCACACAGCCAAUUGAUGAACAUCAGGAAUGGCCACUAUCAAAAUCUUGUCACAAGUGGAUGUUUUAACGGGAAUCGAGAGGAUCAAUCCGGGAGGACGGAACCAUGGCUAUGA